Messenger RNA from Drosophila grimshawi, 2047 nucleotides. It is a transcript of the gene CAH13, whose product is annotated as carbonic anhydrase 1. Lineage: Eukaryota; Metazoa; Arthropoda; Insecta; Diptera; Drosophilidae. The coding region runs from base 186 to 1664 and encodes 492 amino acids. The record is from RefSeq and is a predicted model, not a curated record. Gene Ontology annotation, molecular function: carbonate dehydratase activity; zinc ion binding. Gene Ontology annotation, cellular component: cytoplasm. The transcript has a single exon.
AGCAACAAUACAACACAAGCGACAACUGAUCGACUUCAGUUUUGAGAAUAAACAAGCAAACAAACAAAUAAAACAUUCAAAAUCAGUCGAAUAUUAAAUUUAAAUAGCGCGCAUUUCAAUUGCUUUUUUUUUUUCAUUUACUAAUUCUUUGCAAUUCUUUCGCAACUUGAGAUUCAAUUAACACUAUGUUCAAUACAACGCUGGGCGUGCUGGUCAGCUGGCUGGCGCAGGGAUUGUGCCUGCUGAUCGGCCAGGUCUGGGAGCAUCCACUCCUCACCACUGGCAUCUGUCUACUGUUCGGUUUCUUCCAUCAGACCGACGAACUUAUGCGCCACGAACUCAACAAGAAGUUGCUGCAACGCUUCCGGAGCAUUGGCAACCUGUUCUCCUUCUCAUUGCUGGCCAAGAGCUGCAAUCAGGUGAACAAUAAUGGCUACAGCUCGGUGCAGGGAGCGAACAGCUGGACACUGGCCCCGGCCGAUGCCAAUCAGAGUCCCAUCAACAUUGAUGAGCAGAUCGUGCAGCGUCUGGCCAUACGGGAGUUGCUCAAUUGGAACCACUACGAUGAGCUGCCCGCCAGCAUCCAGCUGGAGAACACGGGGCAAACGCUGCUGCUCCGUGCCAAGUUUCGCAGCAAUGUGCCGACAGUGAGUGGAGCCGAUCUGCUGGCCAGCUAUACGUUCGUCGAGCUGUGCUUCCACUGGGGCUGGUCGAACAGCGAGGGAUCCGAGCACACCUUCAACAAUCGCAAGUUUCCCCUGGAGAUGCAGGUGCUCCAUCGCACCGGGGCUGCUGUGCCUAAGAGCUGCACUAGCAGCUAUGAUCUGCUCAUGAUUGCCUACGUAUUCGAGCUGUCCGCUCACAAUCCAUUCCUCGAUCCGCUCAUGCAGAAUCUGAAGCUUGUGCAGCAGCCUGGCAAACGGGUGCAAAUCGCACCCUUUCCCCUCUCCUAUCUGGUGUAUCCCUUUCGCACUGGAUUCUACAGCUAUGGCGGGUCGCUGACGAAGCAACCCUGCUACCAGGGCACCGAAUGGUUCAUCUUUCCCGAGUCGCUGGCCAUCAGUGACUUUCAAUUGCGCCACUUUCGCCAGCUGCUCAGCGGCGAUGGGGUGACGCCCAUUUCCCGCAAUUCUCGACCCGUUCAGCCGCUGGGCAAUCGCGUCAUAAAUCUGAACUACUUUUGCCCCUACGAUGCCACACAGCUGGCACGCAUGCAGCUCAAUCUGUUGCAGCAACACGAUCAGGAGCAGCAGCACAUGGUAGACGAGCAUCAGCAGCAGCAAGAACUGAAGCUGGAUCAGAAACAGUCGCAGCUUGAACAGGAAGUGCUGCAAAAGAAGGCAACGGCUACUUGCUCGGAUGAUGAGGGGCAGUUGAUUGAGACGUUGGAGACGACGACCACAAUAACCAACAGCUCCCAUGCCAACAUGUACACCACCAUACUUAGUCAGCAGGAGCUGCCCUCUUUCUGUCCCGACUCCAUCAUACUCUUCACCAAUAACAACAACAGCAAUGACGACCAAGUGAACAGCAGCGAUGGCGAUGACCACUACCAGCAGCAGCAGGAGGAGCAGACCGGACUAAAGAUGCUGACCCCGCCUGGCAGUGUUGCCAUCUGUGGCAUGGGCGAUGGCCUCAACGUGGGCCUUCAGAUGAUUGAGUAGCAUUCCAAAUGUUUUCAUUUUUUUGCUUUUUAUUUUCUACUUCAACUCUGUUUAAUCAGCCACAGUCAAUCUAACAAGAAGUCGCACCUGCACACUGUAAACUAAUCGAAUUGAGAGUGCAUUAAAUUAGUUGCAUUUAUGUUUUAGCAAAAAACAUAAACAAAGUUCAGGUUUUCUCUAAAAUGGCCUUGGGACUUGGUACUAACAAUCGAGCUGGGCAGAGGAAACAUGUCUUGGUCAAGGCAGCUUUAAUCAGAUAUACUUUAAGCAACCACAUCAGCCAGAAGAAUAUGUAGAUACAUAUCCCAGGAAAGAUGUGUAACUAUGCAAACUAAUACCUCAGUUUAUGAAGCUAUACCAAUAAAACUUGGCAUAUAUCCGCA